GCCAGGCGGUCGUAUUAAUCGCUAGGUAACUACUGGCUCAGUAGGUUAUGUUUUAUAGAAAGUAAAAACAGUUUUACAGUCAUUUCACCAGGACCCAUUGUAAUUCGUCUAUAAUAAGUAUAAUUUGUAAAAGCAAAUUGUCUUAACUAGCUAUUGUGGUGGCUACUUUGGCUAGUCUAAAAAGAUUAACGUUAGCUAGCUAGUUAGCUAAGAUAGCUAUCAAGGUAAUGUGAGCUAGCGGCAUUAUUCUUCAGUGUGAUUAUUUGCUAGAUACAGGUUAUCAUAAUAUUUAUCACAUCUGUUCCCGAUGAAACCUCAAAUUAAGUAUUUGCGAAGUGAACAUUUAAGAUAGCAGUAGUGGUUAAACGUUAGUUAGCUAUACAUAUCAAAGGCUGACUUAGGCAGUCAGCCAGUACGUUAUGCUAAACUAAUUGGAUCUUGUAGAUGUCUACAAGGGAGAUACUGCAGUUGUGUGUUUCGCUAACUAGCUAGCUAGAUGACUGAAAUCGCUCAUGGACGAUUCAGACCAGGACUUUUCUGUCCUCUGCUCCCGGCUCCUGAAAAGAGUGCGACGAAAAGGCGAGUCUGGCGACGACAAGACAGUAGCAGCCAAAGAUGAGGAAUCGGAUUCUCACGUCCAAAACACGGCGGCAGACGUCGUGUCGUCUAAACGUAAAGCUCCCUCUAAAAGGAAAAGACACAAUGAUCAAAACGAUAGGCCGCUGCACGCUAAGGUGACGGGUAAGACCCAGCCUGAUCGCCUAACAAAUAGAAGUUCACAGCUCACUAUGGAUGUAGCAGUGAGCACGGACGCAGAAGGGGCGGGAAGUUCCUCUGUCGGAGAAGUUAAGGAGAAGGUGCUCCGGCGAAUGAAGCGCUUUAAGAGAGCCAGUCCACCUCGCCUCCUGCACAAUGAAACACCUCCUCAUCCUCCACCAGGGCCCCUCGAUCAGCCAGAGAGCGAUGAGCUCGUGGCUCUGCGGCUGCAGGAGCAGUUGGACCGUGCGGCCCAGGCGGAGGUGCAUGUGGAGGAGGGAGGUCUGUUCUUCUGCCAGCUCUGCCACAAAGACCUGUCAGCCAUGAGCCCUCGUUUGCGCACACAGCACAUCAACAGAUGUCUGGAUAAGAGCGAGAAUGCUUCUGGAGUUCUUCAUCCGGCCCCGCUUCCACCUCCUUCCCGCCCACGGCUGCCUGAGUGUCCUAUCUGUGGGCGAGGGUUUAAAUCUGAAAAGAGUCGCUCUGUCCACCUAAAGCGCUGCGCAGCCAGUAUGGGCGUGUCUCCGGCUGAGCUGCUGCACGCCCUACAGAGACAGGCUGCUGAAAGUUUGAGUGACAGUGCAGCUAUCCAAUUACAGCAGGCGGGAGGCAAUAGGAUGGCAGAGGCAUCCGGCCUGCCUGUGAGGAAGAAGACAAGGAGGAAAGCCCCGUGCAUGGAUGAGGACACCAUGGUGGCUCUGGCCCUGUCUCGCUCUCUGCUGGAGCAGGAGAAGGAGCGAGAGAGAGACAGGGAGGAGGAGAGACAGAUCCAGGCACAGCUGUCAAGCUCCCCUGCAGCUGUAGCUGCACCUCCACCUCCGGUCCUAAAGUGGAGACCUGCAGCAGGUACGCGACGGGGGAAAAGGAGGAAAAGUGUACCCGCCUCUCCCCCACCCCUCCUUCUGGUGCAGGACCCCCAGACGGCUUGCCGUCGAAUCCAGGAACGCAUCUCCUCCCUGCUGCUCCACCCCAGAACCCCCACUCCGCCCACCCCCACCCUGCCCCCUUCCAAGCUCCCCACACGCGCACACAGCACCCCCAUCUGGCUCAAGAGUGCACUGCCCGGAGGAGGGCCAGACUCAUUGUGUGAGUUUUACAUUCCAGAGCUGGGAGCAUUCAUACAGCCAUGGAUUGGAUCUGAGAAAAAGCCACCUGUGUGCUCUGAGAAAACUCCACAGAAGCAGCGUCCUGUACCCACCACCUCACAGCCUGCCUCCACUCCACUCUCCCUGGACCAGAGAGCAGCUGAGCGCCAUUCUACCCCUGCUAGCCUCACCCCAGACCUGGGCAUGCCCGGCACGCAGGCCCUGCGCGACCUGGUGGAGCUGGCGGAGGAGGGCAUGACCCUCACCCAGUGCACAUGCCCAGAUCCAGAAGCUGCUGUGGCUGAACUUCCUCCAAGUGGUUUUGUCCCUGAAACUGCAGAGACCACAGCGCCGUCUACAAACACAGUAACCUCAGUGACUGUGUCCAGGCUGUGCUCUGAUCUGGGCAGUAUGGUGAACAACCCACAGCUCAGUGAUGUACAGCUGCAGGUGGACAGUGGGGAAGUCUACUUCGCUCACUCAUUCAUGCUAUACACUCGCUGCCCUCUGCUGGUUAACAUGGUCCAUAAUGCAGGUUUCGGAGUGCGGGAGGAGGAUUUGCCCCAUGCCCACAGGGUGCUGUUGGGUGAUGUGCCAGGAGAGGCAGUCUAUGCCCUGCUGCAUUACCUCUACACUGCCUGUUGCCCCCUCACACACACUCUUUUACCCCACAUACUUCAGCUAGCCAACAGGUUUGGCCUGUCUGAGCUGCAGCAGCAGUGCGAGCUAUACAGCAGACAUCCGGAGGACCCAGGGGAGGAGGCGUGGGAUGUCUGCCCAGCCCAGGAGUCUUCUCCUGGGCCACAGCACAGCUUGGCUGAGUCCCAGUUCCUGGAGCUCCUACGGUCCAUGUGGCAGCACAAUGAGAGUGAUGGCGAGGAGUUUGGAGAGGCAGGGGGAGCGGCAGGAGAGGCAGAGGAGGAGGAACGCGAUGGUGCUGAUGGAGAGAUGAAGGAAGAGAGAGUGGACGAGGAGGAGCUGGAGGAGAUUUACGAGUUUGCAGCUACACAGAGGAAGACGGAGCUCUCAGCUGAGAUGGCUAUGGACAGCAAUGAUGAGGAGGAUGAAGGGGUAAAUAACGGCUUCAAACAAAUGCAACGUGCUAAAGGAGAAGAGGAGGCCAACUCCAGUUGCCAUAGUUACAGACUUGGAGAGGGUGGGGAUGUGGCUGCCAUGGUAACAAGUCCCUCGGACAUGCACCAUACCCAGGGUCCGCAUGCAGCUGUUCAUUUAGGCACUAGUACCCAUGCAAGUCCAGAAGGAUGUCCGGAAGCCAGCCCAGACAGGAGCUACAGCCAUCUGUUUUCCCAGUCAUGGGGGGAGUACGCAGAGCCAUCUCAGACCUCUACCCCUCCACCUCCGCCUGCUGACCAGGCUAACGCACCCGGCGAGGUGAUUGACCUGUCCGUCAGCCCAGCAGCGGAGGGUUCCGGAGAGAUGAGCGAGUUGUCCCUCCCUGUGGCCGGUGUGUCUCCAGGUGAUGGAGAAGGAGAUGGUGCAGAGCAGAGCACAGGGGGCAAACCAGCUUUGGAUCACCAGAGUCAGUGUCACAGCACCACCACUCCUCUUCCCCCUUCAUCCGCCAAUAGUCCUCUGUGUAGGCACUCAUCCUCAGGACACAUGAGAACCUGGUCCAAACACUCAUCUAAAGGGCCCAGUGUCAGCCAGCCCGAACCACUCUGGUUAGUACGUGGUUCCGGGCCUGAUGUCAACCCUUCAGGACCCAACUGUAACCAACCUGAGCUCAUCGUCCUCUCUGACAGCAGCGAUGACAUGGAUCUCGAUACCGCUUCUGGCAAGGUUUCUCCACACGGGUGCGCCUUCACACCACCUUCCCCAUCUCCUCUAAGACUCAGUCAAAGCCCCACUCAGAUUAGAGCUAAAGACAGGGUGGAGGUUAACCUCUCUCCUAAAAGAACAAAUAUGACUGACAAUAAUGCAUCUGUGCAUGUAGAGGGUCACAAAUCUGACCAAUCAAAGGGCAGUCUGUGUGGCUUAGGUAGGGAGAGCAUGAUGGAUGGCUCUGCUGAGGUUUCCUGGUUGAUCCCAGCGACUCCAGAACCUUCCACACGUACCAGUUCCACACAGACCCACUGCAGCAUGCGUCCCACUCAACUCUUCCCCAAAGCUCUGUCUUCAAUCUCCUCCUCCUCGUCUUCCGCCCAUGACAUCUCCAAAGAGACGUGUCGCUCUGCACGCGCACACUCUAGCUCUCUCAGAGAAAGAGUAACUUCCUGGAAAGCAUGUCCAGAUCAGUGUUCUCCUAGACAAUGUUCCAGCCCUGGUGUCCAUGAAUGUUCUCCAGAUUUCCAAAAGCCCUUAUCCCACUCCGGUGUCUCCCAUGCCUUGCGUGCGACCCUUUCUGAUGGGUCACGUGGUGACUCUGGGAAGUGGACUCAUUCCCAUCCCCAUUCAGCCUCCAAGCCCUGCAGCAGCACUCCCCUCCAUUCAGACCCUCCCUUACAACCACUCGACUCUCUUGGGUCUCCCCUUCUGAGAGGCUGUGAGCUCAGACCACAGGCUGGCUCAGGGCGAAAGGGAAGCCAGUCCUCCAGGGGCCUCCGACCGCCACACCUCAGCCCAUCUCGGGGCUCCUCGUCCCAGGCCGAAGGCGCCGACCCUUGGGAGGAGGAGUGCGAGAGAUCCCCUCAGUGGAAGUCCCUGCGCCAUCGAACCCUUAGGGACCCUGCAAGUGCAGAGAUGGACAGAGACGCCACGGACAUGGGGACCAAAGAAAAGGAGCAGCUAGAAAUGAAGGACUUGGAAGUACGAUGUGAAAAUGAAGUUGUGAAGGACGCAGAGGAAGUCUCUGACGAGAGGGGGACUUCCUGGGCCUUGGACGAGCCACCCAUCGCAUUCAGUGACUCGUGGGGUCUGGCUGGGACAGUCGGAGACAAGGCAACUCGCUUGAGUCUGAGACCGGACAGCAGUGAUUAUGAGUGCGCUUCUCCAGAACACAGGGGACAAAGCAGGACUCCUUCACACACACCCUCUAUUACUGAGCAAGGAGAUACCACCCCACCCAGUUCUGAGGCUCCACCUAACCACAGCUUGCCAGAUCCUGAGGUGUGGGACAGCUGGGAGGAAGAGGAAGAGAUUGAGGAUGGAGCUGCUCUUCCUCUCUCUCAGCGAGUGGGUGCUGUGGCGCUUACAAAGAGAGUGGCUCAGCUGAAAACCCCAGUGGUUUGCAAGAAAAAGAAUCGAGCCCCACUGGAGCCCAUCACACCCAUGCCGGGCUUCUCGGACAUGGACACACCUGAACUCAAGACCAGACUGAACAGGUAUGGCGUGCGUCCCCUUCCGAAGAAACAAAUGGUCUUGAAGCUGAAGGAGAUUCACCAGUACACCCACCAGCUAAUGAGCUCCGAGUCCGAGGAGGAGGCCGAUCCCCUGGCCUGUUCCACAGCCAGGCUCCACAUGACUGCUCCAGCCCAGCAGCCUGCACUGCUCACCUUCAAAAAGCCCACCUCACCCCCUACUGCCUCUCCCAAGAAACUACAGUUUGGUGAUGAUGAGCAGGACACACUCCCUCAGUCUCAGGAUUCCAACACCUCCUCCACAGCUGAGUCGGACAGGUCGAACCCGGAGCUGUGUCGUUCGGAUGACGACGACUCAGACAGUGACAGCAUCACAGCGUCUCAGGCAGCCACCCGUGAGCGGGACCAGCUGGCGGCCACGCGCUCCUUCAUCCUGUCCGACCCGCUCCUGUACAGGCAGGUGCUGCAGUACCAACCACUCUCGCUGGCCUCCCUGAAGGCCGCCCUCCGGACAGCGGGCAUCCGGCUGGGCACCGCCAAGCUCCUGGACUUCCUCGACUCCCAGUGCAUCACCUUUACCACGGCCAAGCCAGGCCACGCUGCCCCCUUGCGCAGGAGAGCCCGUGCCCGAGCACCUGAGCAUGCAGGUGGGAGGGGGAGGAAGAGGCUGGCCAAGCCAGCUGAGUGAGCUGCAUGAGAGGGACCACAGAAGCGGUCUGGGCUUGGGUCUAGGUGUAGCUGGAACUGAAAAAGCUGCAUCUUCAAUCGUUGUCCGUGCUGGAAGGACACGCUGAGGUUUAAUCCUUGUGCCUCAAUCCUGGUCUGAACGGUGUAGUGUUUUUCUUUUCCUGCUCCAACACCCAAUUUAAAUGCACAAAGGGUCUGUUAGAGUUGGCAAUUUGAUUCAGAUGAGCUGCGAACUUCUUCAGCCCAGCACCAAGCCCUAUGUGAGCGGCGUGCCAAAACUGCGAGAGUGAUGGUGCAGCCAGGGCCUGGCUGGGAGCUGCAGCUCCAUCUCCUGCCUCCACAGGGGAUCAGGCACUGGGUUAAAAGAAAAGUUAGCACUGGCAUUUAAGCAAACGUUGCUCAUGUUCACUUGUGUAGAUCCUUUUGUUAAAAUGCAAUUUGAUACCAAAACUAAUUUAAACUUCUCAGUGAAUGUCAAACACUUCAACAAAGCCCUCUGUCCUCUAUAAUGUAGCUUACAGUUUAGUUCAUCUUUCUUUACAACAGCUUCCUGUCUAAUAUUUUGUUUUGUGAUUUGGAGGAAAAGAAAGUGCUCAGUCUUUGGAAAAUGA
Electrophorus electricus (electric eel) is the source of this 6396-nucleotide messenger RNA. The record is from RefSeq and is a predicted model, not a curated record. Lineage: Eukaryota; Metazoa; Chordata; Actinopteri; Gymnotiformes; Gymnotidae.